This is a messenger RNA of Mus caroli (Ryukyu mouse), 1974 nucleotides long. It is a transcript of the gene Gna15, whose product is annotated as G protein subunit alpha 15. Gene Ontology annotation, biological process: phospholipase C-activating dopamine receptor signaling pathway; adenylate cyclase-modulating G protein-coupled receptor signaling pathway. NCBI's taxonomy places the organism in Eukaryota, Metazoa, Chordata, Mammalia, Rodentia, Muridae. Gene Ontology annotation, molecular function: guanyl nucleotide binding; GTPase activity; G protein-coupled receptor binding. Gene Ontology annotation, cellular component: cytoplasm; heterotrimeric G-protein complex. The record is from RefSeq and is a predicted model, not a curated record.
GCUGGAGCUUCCACCACCGACCUGUCUGGCGGGCAGGGCCAGGUCUGGGCAAGUUGGAGGGGGCGGGAGGCAGCACCCAGGUCCCCGCCCUGUUUCCAGCACCCAGGCCUCUUGAAGCCCUUGCCUGGGCUCCCACAGGCCCUAGGCAGGGACACGGAGGGCCCUGGGGUGACCUCCACCCCCACCUCCACUCCAUCCGGAGAAGAAAGAGUCCCACAGUUGGGACUCUGCAGGCCCUGUGAUGUCACCUGGUGGUCUGUGAAGCGCCCACCAUGGCCCGGUCCCUGACUUGGGGCUGCUGUCCCUGGUGCCUGACGGAGGAGGAGAAGACUGCCGCCAGAAUCGACCAGGAGAUCAACAGGAUUUUGUUAGAACAGAAAAAACAAGAGCGCGAGGAAUUGAAACUCCUGCUGUUGGGGCCUGGUGAGAGCGGGAAGAGCACGUUCAUCAAACAGAUGCGCAUCAUUCACGGUGUGGGCUACUCGGAGGAGGACCGCAGAGCCUUCCGGCUGCUCAUCUACCAGAACAUCUUCGUCUCCAUGCAGGCCAUGAUUGAUGCGAUGGACCGGCUGCAGAUCCCCUUCAGCAGGCCUGACAGCAAGCAGCACGCCAGCCUAGUGAUGACCCAGGACCCCUAUAAAGUGAGCACAUUCGAGAAGCCAUAUGCAGUGGCCAUGCAGUACCUGUGGCGGGAUGCGGGCAUCCGUGCAUGCUACGAGCGAAGGCGUGAAUUCCACCUUCUGGACUCCGCGGUGUAUUACCUGUCACACCUGGAGCGCAUAUCAGAGGACAGCUACAUCCCCACUGCACAAGACGUGCUGCGCAGUCGCAUGCCCACCACAGGCAUCAAUGAGUACUGCUUCUCCGUGAAGAAAACCAAACUGCGCAUCGUGGAUGUUGGUGGCCAGAGGUCAGAACGUAGGAAAUGGAUCCACUGUUUCGAGAACGUGAUUGCCCUCAUCUACCUGGCCUCCCUGAGCGAGUAUGACCAGUGCCUAGAGGAGAAUGAUCAGGAGAACCGCAUGGAAGAGAGUCUCGCUCUGUUCAGCACAAUCCUAGAGCUGCCCUGGUUCAAGAGCACCUCCGUCAUCCUCUUCCUCAACAAGACGGACAUCCUGGAAGAUAAGAUCCACACCUCCCACCUGGCCACAUACUUCCCCAGCUUCCAGGGACCCCGGCGAGACGCAGAGGCCGCCAAGAGCUUCAUCUUGGACAUGUACGCGCGCGUGUACGCGAGCUGCGCAGAGCCCCAGGACGGUGGCAGGAAAGGCUCCCGCGCGCGCCGCUUUUUCGCACACUUCACCUGUGCCACGGACACACAAAGCGUCCGCAGCGUGUUCAAGGACGUGCGGGACUCGGUGCUGGCCCGGUACCUGGACGAGAUCAACCUGCUGUGACGCAAGGAACCCCAAGCGGGACGUCGGUGCGCGACGCGGUCGUGGCGAGGACAUACCUCCCCCUGGUGGCCGCUCGUGGAACUGCAGGUCCGGGAGCUGCCAAGUGGGGAAGCCAGCCCACAGGGAGUGAGUCCCUGCUCCCUACCGGGCCCCCAAGCCCAGCUCCCCUGUAAUUUAUUCCCUGGCCCUUCUUCUAGUUGUUGGAGAAAGGACAUGAGCCGGGUCUUUAACCCCAGCGCUCCGGAGGCAGAAGCAGGAGGAUCUCUGUGAGUUCCAGGACCCUGUUUCAAAAAACAAAAAACAAACAAAACCGGAUAGAACUGUCCGGGACCUUGUGACUUCCCAGGGGCCCUGUUCACGUCUUCCUGUGGGGACCAUUCCAUCUUACCAAAGGGGAAACCGAGGUCGGCAAGAUGGCUGGUAAGAGCGCCUUGCCACCAAGCCUGACAACUGGACUUCAGGACCUGCUCAGUGGACAGAGGGAGCCAAGUCCUAGGAGAAGUUCUCUAUCUCCUCAGGCGUGCAUGGCGGUGACACACCUACCCACACAGAUAAAUAAAUGUAAUUUAAAAACAAA